Molecule: messenger RNA, 1164 nt
Organism: Phytophthora infestans T30-4
Lineage: Eukaryota; Oomycota; Peronosporomycetes; Peronosporales; Peronosporaceae
Exons: 5
Coding region: 46-1164 (372 amino acids)
Source: RefSeq, a predicted model, not a curated record
CCGGAGCCACCGCAGCCCCCCUUCCAGCUACUCCACGUCGUAGCCAUGACCAAGCACCUACUCAUCCUAUCGACCGGUCAGCAUGUGGGCAAGACGACGCUCAGUCUCGGGCUCGUGAAGACUCUCCAAGCCAAAUUCCAGGGCGCAGACAAGCUCGUGGCUUAUUGCAAGCCAGUGGGGCAGCAGCACGUGCCGGUGGGCGGCAAUCUGCGCGUAGACAAGGACGCAUAUCUAUUCAAAGAGCACUUCGGACUCGUACAGAACUACAAAGAUAUGUCGCCCGUCAUCUUCCCCGAUGGCUUCACGCGCGACUUUAUCGACGGGAAAGUCACGUCGCAGCAGCUUAUGGACUCCAUUCGAGUUGCGCACAGAAACUUGUAUGACCAGAGCGACUUCCUCAUAUGCGAAGGAACAGGACACACAGGUGUGGGCUCUAUCUGCGAGCUCAAUAAUGCACAAGUUGCAGCGGAGCUCAAAAUUGAUGCAGUUUGUGUGGCGCUGGGGGGACUCGGCUCAUCUUUUGACCAACUGGCGAUGAACCGGGAAAUGCUGAAGCAGAAUAACGUCAGGCUACGGGGCGUGGUCCUAAACAAGGUCAAUCCGAAAAAGAUGGACAUGAUUCAGGACUACUACUCACGAGCACUGAAGCGCUGGGAUGUCCCGCUUGUAGGUUGCAUCCCCGACCUGAAGGACCUUUCCUGCCCGACGAUGGCCGACUACGCCAAAUUGUUGAAGUCCGAUCUCAUCUCUGGUAAGGAUGCUAGUCUGCGUUAUUUCAGUAGUACGCGACUAGCAUUGGCCCCUGUGGACGGCUCGAAUCGCUUUAAGGCUAUCCCGAACCAACUUGUUAUUACACACAGUGGCCGUAAGGAUGUGAUCGACGCCAUCAUUGGCAAUCAGGAGGCAUCUACUUCGCAAGGCACGAACCUCAAGUCUGGUCUCAUUUUAACCGGGUGGAACCUGCCUAGUGCUGGACUCGCCCAGCGUCUUGACGCAGAUAACAUCCCGUGCAUCUACGUCUCGCCCGACAAAGCUGAUAGCUACAUGAUCACGGCUCGGAUCGCUCAGUUCACGGCCAAAAUCCGACGUGAGGACGUAGAGCGGAUAGACCUGGCAGCAGAUCAUGUCUCAAAGCACUGCGACUUCAGCUUCCUCGAAGGGUAA